Belonocnema kinseyi is the source of this 648-nucleotide messenger RNA. RefSeq lists its product as uncharacterized. Lineage: Eukaryota; Metazoa; Arthropoda; Insecta; Hymenoptera; Cynipidae. Gene Ontology annotation, biological process: proteolysis. The coding region runs from base 1 to 648 and encodes 215 amino acids. The record is from RefSeq and is a predicted model, not a curated record. Gene Ontology annotation, molecular function: aspartic-type endopeptidase activity. The transcript is spliced from 2 exons.
AUGCAUCCCACCGUGCUCGUGGAAGUCGGAAAACUAAAUCCGCCACCCCGUGUGGAAGCCGCGAACGAGGACGGUUCUUCUAACCGCUUCCACAUUCACGGAUGCGCCUCCGGUCUGCAUUUUCUCGUCGACACAGGCGCCGAGAUCUCCCUCAUACUGGUCACGAAUCCGAUGGCAAAACCUGCAGCAUUGAAGCUUUUCGCAGCGAACGACACUAUCAUCAAAACCUACGCGGUCGCCAAUCCUAUUAUCGGAGCAAACUUGCUCGACCACUACGGUAUCGUUGUCGAUAUCCGCCGUCGUAAAUUGAUUGACCCAGCCGACAAGUCUUCGCCUGAUGGUUGUUUUAAACCUUGCGACAUAGCCUCCUUCAGUGUCCUCGAUCGCAGCUGUAGAUUUUCCGAAAUCGUUGCCCAACAUCCAGAAGAUUCCAGCUCUAAGCCAGGAAAACCCAUAACCUCACAAGACGUUUCUCAUCAUAUCGAGACUUCAGGCCCACCAGUUACCGAGCGAUCGAGGGGCCUCGACCCCGAAAAAUACAAGGUUGUUCAAGCCGAAUUUGACGAGUUAGUCAAACAAGACAUCUGCCGGCAAUCCAAAAGCCCUUGGGCGAGUCUAAUUCAUAUGGUGCGAAAGAAGGAUGCAUAA